This is a messenger RNA of Olea europaea var. sylvestris, 2693 nucleotides long. RefSeq lists its product as uncharacterized. The record is from RefSeq and is a predicted model, not a curated record. NCBI's taxonomy places the organism in Eukaryota, Viridiplantae, Streptophyta, Magnoliopsida, Lamiales, Oleaceae. The coding region runs from base 618 to 2666 and encodes 682 amino acids. The transcript has 3 exons.
AUUAAUACGUGUGUUUAAUUUUGACAAACAUGUCCAAAUUGAAAUAAAUAAAAUAAAACUUUUUGUGGUGAUAUCCAUGUAGAGCAUAUUUUUCACGAUCUUUAUAAUGUUUAUAUUAUUAUCUGUCCAUAUAUCUUUGUAAAGCAUGGUUUUAAUUUUAUGGUAUUUAUUUAACAUCUCCCAAUUUAUGAACCUUGAUGUGCUUCCAGAAGUUGCACAGAAUAGACACAGCGAGGGGUGGGUGGAAGGAUUUUUUAGGCAUUUUUUUUUAUCACAACAUGGGAUUUGACAUGUGAGACAAAAAUCUGUGAAACAUUUUCUGUACACAGCUUUUUAUUAUUAUUAUUAUAAUAAAUAAAUGUAAGAGUUUGUGCUUUAAAUUUUAAACGAUAAUCUUCAGUCACGGUUUUAGUGCAAAUUGGAAAACUUCAGGGGUUAAAACAAAAAUUUCCGAAAUGUGGGGGAGUCAUUUAUAAUUUCCACUGUGUGUGUUUUGCGUGAAUUUACUCGUAUAUAUUGGUUAGACUACAUUACGGUUACAUUGCCAUUUUCAAGAAUCCCAACUGUAAGUAAUAACUCGCCAAUUUCAACUCUCUCUCAAGAACAACAAAACCACCAUGCCCCGGCGCCGCAAACACCGCACACAUCGCCAACUGACUCCUACACCACCACCACCACAGCUACCAUCCAUCAACCACAGCACUACUACUGAAAUACUCAGUCGUGCCGCCGUCAUCUUCUACCGUCACCUCCCUACAUUCCUGGCCCUCUCCCUCAUCCUCUGGUUCAUCCGCAGCACUGUAGAGGAAAUGUAUGACGGCCUAACCCAUGACUACGAACCUUCCGUCAAAGACCUCCUCGCCCGCAUGGAAUACCCCAGUGCUCACCGCAUCCGUCAAGAGUCUCAGCUUUCCCCCGUCCGUACUGACGAUAAUUUCUUUUCCGGCGACUCACAUGACCAUCCCCAGUCGAAUCAAUCCGGUGGCAAUACCACUAAUUCCAGCUUCGAACAUGUCAACUCGUUCCCGCAAAUCAUCCUCCCAGGAGGCUUCUCUUUCAGGGCUGAAAUUCCGAAAAAUAAUGACACAGUAAAUAAAUCCGUGGAAAGAAGUUUGGACGAUCCACUUAUUGAGUUCGAUUUGGAGUUAUUGCGAAAGGGUCUCGUGAAUGGCCUUGAUGAUGUCAAUUUGUUGUUCACUUUGCGGAUCGUUUCACGUGUGGUUUAUGCAUUUGCAUUUUUCACAAGUUCAUUUGCCUACACUUGGGCACAUGGGAUUGUUUUUCUUCAGGUGAUAGAUCACCUGUCUGGAAAUCAGAGAUCGGUAUAUCACUCUAUUCUUAAUGGUGCAACGUUUGGGUGUAGAAGGCUUCUGCAGUUUAGUUUCUUCGUGUUUCUUGUGGUUGCCAUGAGGGUGAUGUUUAUUCCCUUUAUCAAUCUGGUGCCAUGGGUUCAAGGUCCUCAAUGGGAGAUUGCAGAUUUUACAGUGAAAUGGUUCUGCACCGAUUUGAUUGUGGGUUGUAUAUUUUCCGUGGCUACUUGGGUUGCCGUAGUAGAGUGGCCAAUCAGUAUUAUAGAAAUUUCGCAAGAAACUUGGCAUUUAUUGGCAGCUUUCCGUACCCCUGCCCUUGAGAUAAGGGUUUUGGAAGCGAUAAUCUGCGGGUCUUUCGGGAGGGGGAUAGUAUGGACAUUUUUCGGGAAUUCUUGUUCUUUGGCUUUUCAGUGCGUGAUGGAGGUUUUUUUCUUGGUGGCUUGGGUGCUUUAUUACUUGUCAGCAAGGAAUUUGCUUGGGAGGGGACAGAUGCAAGCCCUUCUUGGAGAGCUCUAUGUACAUUGCUUCCGGGGCCUGCAAUUCAUCAUUUACAAGACAUCUAUAGAGGAAGAGAAAAUAAAUAAAACCACGGAAAGAAGUUUGGACGAUCUCGAUAGUGUGAUUGAUUUGGGAUUCUUGAUAAGGGGAUUCAAAUUGAGUCAGCAUGAUGUUAAUUUGUUGAAAGCUUUUCUUUUCAAUGCAUGCUAUGUUUAUUCAUUGGUGCUGGUUACAGUUGUAGUUAUCUUUUCUUGGGAAACACAGGUCCUGCAUUCACAUUCUUUUCGUUGGUGUAGUAAAGAGUGGGCUAAGAAAUAUUUUGCCACUUAUUUACAUGAAAUGGAUAGUGAUGGCUGUUCUGGCACUGGUCAUAGAGUUUUGUUCAAGCUGGAACAAAAUUCAGAAUAUGUAUAUUGUGUAGUGGUUUUCUUGAGGGCGAUAUAUGAUCCGUUUAUCAAUCUGGCGCUAUGGGUUCAAGGUCCUGAACGGGAGACCAUAGUGUUCAUAGUGUUCUGGUUCUUAAUGGAUUUGAUGGUAGGAUUUAUAUUUUCUGUGGGUUCUUGGGUUGUGUUUGUAGAUGGGACGACAAAUAUUAUAGAGAUUGAGGAAGACACGGACAGUAUGUUUUUGAGGUUGGAACACCCUGCUUGUAAAAUAAGGAUUUUGGAAGCUAUAAUUUGCGGGUCUCUAGGUAGGUUGGUGUUGUGGUGGGUUCUGGGGGGAUAUUACUCAUUGGGUUUUCAGCGCGUGAUGGAGGUUUAUUUCAUGGUGGCUUGGCUGGUUUAUUACUGUUCAGCAAGGGCUAGGCUUGGGAGGACAGUGGGAAGGAAACAGUUGAAAGCCAUUCUUGCAAAUUGAGCCAAAAGGAGAUUUGUUUCUUAAAAC